Molecule: messenger RNA, 3903 nt
Organism: Hippocampus zosterae (dwarf seahorse)
Lineage: Eukaryota; Metazoa; Chordata; Actinopteri; Syngnathiformes; Syngnathidae
Gene: garnl3
Product: GTPase activating Rap/RanGAP domain like 3
Exons: 31
Coding region: 367-3633 (1088 amino acids)
Biological process (GO): activation of GTPase activity; regulation of small GTPase mediated signal transduction
Cellular component (GO): cytoplasm
Molecular function (GO): GTPase activator activity
Source: RefSeq, a predicted model, not a curated record
CUAUGGUGCAUUUAUUUAAAAGUUGACCCAUUCUCUUGUCUACUUAUUAAAUAUCCUUCUCAGAAUGUGUGAUGGGAAGCUUCCACCCAGCCUGCUUUGCAGCUAGCUAUGCUAACUGUGCUAACCGUCUUGAUUCCCAGCGGCCAGCUAACUCAUGGAUUCAAGCCCAUUCUCUGUUCAGACUUGCAACCUUCCUAAAAAGGAAGAGUCUGAAAGCAAAGGUGGCUCUUGUUUGGAGCUAAAUAUAGCAUAAAGAGAUGACCAGUGAUGUUUGCUUUGGUUUUCCCUUCAACCCAGAGAAAGGAACACCUGCUGUGAGGUUCUUGUCCACGAUGCACCGCCGCAGGCGCUGAGGACUGAAGUUCAAUGAGAGUACAGAGUCAGCCAGGGAGCAGCUUGCCCUCCGCCACACGAGAAAUCCCGCAACCGUCGGCUGGACGCGUCUGGAAAGCCCAGCAGCCACCCCCCAACCACCAACAUCCCCAGCCCGCCCCGCCCCGACUCCUCAGUUUCCCGAAGCCCGCAUGGAGGCGCCGACUACCCGGCGACGGUGUGCGCUCGUCGGCUCUCUCACGCUCAGCCUCGGAGGACCUGGGCUGCCGGCGUGGAGACUUCAGCAGGAAGCACUAUGGAUCUGUGGAGCUGCUGAUAUCCAGCGAUGCAGACGGGGCCAUUCAGAGAGCAGGACGCUUCCGCGUGGAGAAUGGCUCCACGGAUGAGCAGAAUUUGGAUUACGCUCCUGGAACCUGGAGGAGAACCGACGUGCACUUGGAAAAUCCAGAGUACCACACCAGAUGGUUCUUUAAAUACUUCCUCGGGAAAGUGCACCAAAACUAUGUGGGCACGGAUGCCGAGAAGAACCCUUUCUACCUGUCGGUGGUCCUGUCUGACCAGAACAACCAGCGUGUUCCGCAGUAUCGAGCCAUCUUGUGGAGGAAAACGGGGACCCUGAAGAUCAGCCUCCCUUACAGCCCCACUAAAACACUAUCGGUCAAGUCCAUCCUCAGCGCGAUGAACAUGGACAGGUUUGAGAGAGGCCCGCGGGAGAUCCUCAACCCUGACAUUCAGAAGGAUCUGCUCGUCUUGGAGGAACAGGAGGGGUCCGUCAACUUUAAAUUUGGCGUCCUGUUUGCCAAAGAUGGACAGCUCACAGACGAUGAGAUGUUCAGCAAUGAAAUGGGGAGCGAGAGCUUCGACAAGUUUCUCAAGCUGCUGGGAGACAGCAUAACCUUGCAGGGAUGGGCGGGUUAUCGUGGAGGCCUUGACACCAAGAACGACACUACAGGGAUCAAGUCCAUCUACACGGUGUAUCAGGGCCAUGAGCUCAUGUUCCACGUGUCCACCAUGUUGCCCUAUUCCAAAGAGAACAAACAACAGGUGGAGCGCAAGCGUCACAUCGGAAACGACAUCGUCACCAUCGUAUUCCAGGAGGGCGAUGAUGCAUCGUCAUCCUUCAAGCCCUCCAUGAUCCGCUCGCACUUCACCCAUAUUUUUGCAUUAGUUCGAUAUAAUUGCCAGACUGACAGUUACAGGUUGAAGUUUUUUUCCGAGGAGAGUGUGCCACUGUUUGGACCGCCUCUGCCGUCGCCGCCAGUCUUUACCGAUCACCAGGAAUUCAGGGACUUUUUAUUAGUCAAAUUAAUCAAUGGAGAGAAAGCCACACUAGAGACGCCAACUUUUGCCCAGAAGCGUCAGCGGACCUUGGACAUGUUGAUCCGCUCGCUCUACCAGGACCUCAUGCCUGACCUGCACAAGGUCCCUUUUUCUCCGCAGAACAUGUUGAACCGCCGCUCUUUCAGCGACGUGCUGCCCGAGUCGCCAAAGUCAGCGCGGAAGAAGGAAGAGGCGCGCCAGGCCGAAUUCGUCAGGAUAGGCCAGGCUCUAAAGCUGAAGACCAUUGUGAGAGGCGACGCCCCCACCAGCCUGGUCACCACCGGCUUGUGCAGAAAAGAGCCGUGGGAGUCGCAGUCGUUCUGCAGCACGUUCCCUCAUGAGGUGGUGUGCGCCGACUCAUGGGGCCAGUCGCUGCUGGUAGCCACCGACGCAGCGGGGGUCUUGCUGCUGGAUGCCUCUGAUCCACCUUCCUCCAGCACAGGUGAGGCUCAGGCUCUCUCGCCACCGUUGCAGGUGUUUGACAAGACGCUGCUAGUGAAGCAGAUGCACAUACUUGAGCCUCAGGACUUGCUCAUCACUCGAGCAGACAAAGGAAAGGACGCUCGGCUGUACGUGUUCCGACUGAGCACUCUCAAGAGAGGCCUAGAGGAGCAGCAGCAAGCCCGCGGCAAGUGCGACAGCCGGGAGAAUAAACUGGAGAAAACUAAAGGUUGCCAUUUGUACUCCAUCAACACACACCACGGCUCGGAGCUGAGGAUCGUGGCGGCCAUCCGGAACAAGCUGCUGCUCAUCACCCGGAAACGCUUCGAAGGCUUUAGCGCUGUCGGGGGGACCGACUCGCCGGUGGAGGAGUUUCAGUACAUACGGGAGAUCUGUUUGUGCGACCCACCCGCCGUGAUGGCACUGGUGGACGGGCCGACGGGCGAGAACGACAACAUGAUAUGCGUGGGCUACAAACAUCAGUUUGAUCUGAUCAACGAGAGCACAGGCGACGCCUACCGGCUGCACCACGUCGAUGCCAACAGGGUCAAUUUUGUGGCGGCUAUGGACGUGUAUGAGGAUGGCGAGGCUGGUCUACUCUUGUGUUACAAUUAUAUUUGCUCGUACAAGAAAGUGUGUCCGUUCAACGGCUCCACGCCCAUGAUCCAGUCCAACACGUCCGACUUCCACUUCAGCUGGAACCAGAUGCCCAACGCUAUUGUGUGCGCCUUCCCGUACAUCCUGGCUUUCACCACAGACUCCAUUGAGAUCCGCCUUGUUGUCAAUGGCAACCUGGUGUACACUGCGGUGGUCCCGGAACUGCAGCUUGCCGCUUCACGGUCGGACAUCUACUUUGUGUCGUCGGCUCCGGUGAGCUCGGCCUCCAACUGCAGUUCCAGGGACACCAGCUCGCAGAGUUCCCCGCAGACGCCCACCAGCUACGAGAUGCCUGUUUUCCCCUCACCCCUCGGGGAUGAUUCUAUACGGAUCCCCUACGGUACCAAGCUUUCGCUGUACACGUCUAAGGACGCCGAAGGUGAGUCAGCGUGCAAGCACAUCUUCAAGAUCCCUUUGUGCAACCUGGUGGGCCGCAGCAUCGAGAGACCCCUCAAGUCGCCGCUGGUCAACAAGGUAUUGGCGGCGGCGACCCCCGCCGCAGUGGCGUGCGCCGCCCCUCUGGUCUCGGCUACGCACUCGCUGUCGCUAUCGCGCAUGGAAAUCAAAGAGAUAGCCAGCCGCACGCGCAAAGAGCUGCUCGGCCUUACAGAAGAACCGAGCAGUAAAUCGGACAGCGGUGCGUCCAAAGCGAGGAAAGCGAGCAAGAAGAACACGGCGGCAGAGGAGCCCAGAGCACGAGCACUCACGUCCACCAACAGUGACAGGUUAGACUCUGAGGCCUGCGAUGCCGACUUGGACGUUGCAUCCAUUUUGGAGGCCGAGCCAGAGACUUUGGUGCUUCGGGCCGACAGUCCGCCACCGCUCGCCAGCGCCUUCGCCCUUGCCGCAUCCUUCGAGGAAGAUGUCCUUGAUCUCAAGUGAAGACAAUCCCGUUGUGCACUUCUCUCAAACAACCACUCCUGUACCCUUUUUACGCUGCUUUUUUUGGGUGAAAUUACAGGAUGAGUCUAAAAUACACCAAACAUAUUAAAAGCACUUUUUUUUAACCCUUUCAGGGUCAGCGGUUACUACACGGCUUAUGUUAUCAGGUUACAGGUUAUGGUUAUUGGUGCACGAAAGGGUUAAAGUAUAUUAUUUCAAUAGUUCAUGAGGGGAAAAAAUUGCAUAAAUUGUGACGUCAUGAUAAAAACA